Messenger RNA from Mycena indigotica, 3123 nucleotides. RefSeq lists its product as uncharacterized. The record is from RefSeq and is a predicted model, not a curated record. The coding region runs from base 1 to 3123 and encodes 1040 amino acids. Gene Ontology annotation, molecular function: protein kinase activity; ATP binding. Lineage: Eukaryota; Fungi; Basidiomycota; Agaricomycetes; Agaricales; Mycenaceae. Gene Ontology annotation, biological process: protein phosphorylation. The transcript has 9 exons.
AUGUCUCCUGAUGAGUCAAAGCCGCACCACGUCUCGCUGACUGCGGCUCGCUGUCGGGUGUCGCGUCGUUUGGGCACGGUCUGGAAUCCAGCUUUGGAGCCGCUGGACGGCCCUUCAAACUCUUCUUCGCAAAGGCCGUCGGCAACUUUUACCCUCACCAGAUCAAUGGCAAAGUCUCGCUCAUUGUGGAAACAAAAGCAGCGGACCAAGAGCUCCGAAAACUAUGACCCAUCCAAUGUCCCCGUUCCUCCAUCGAAAGUUAGAAAACCCAGCAAUAGCCCCGCUGUCCAUCCAUAUAUCAACGAGGAUGCCGAUUGUGUCAAACGUUUUGACGCUGCCGGCUCGUCGACAACGGAGUUUUGGAAGGUGGACAUUCGGCUUACGCUUUUAUGGUGUUUGGCAUUCGAAGCAUGCCCCAACCAACUUCGAGCUGCUGUCGAUCUCUGGGUGUCCAUCAUUUCCGGCACUUGCGAGCGUGUAGAUUGGGGGAUAUGGGAGACAGGGGAUGAACAGUGGCUUCGCAAGAUGCUGCUUGAAACGGAGAAUCCCACAACCGAUCGAUUCUGCUUACGUGCUUCAUUGCUCUCGCCUGCCGAUUGGGGUCGCGCUAGGACAGCUCUCCAACGACGGACUACCACACAUCCUGGACCGUUAGCAGGCUGGUCAACUCGUCAACGAGUGCUGCGCGUCGCCUGGUGUACUGUAACGGCAAACUCUGGGCAUAUUGGGCAGGAAUAUCCCGCUCUUGUGCGAUACAUCGAUGCUUGGGCCCAUUUUACAUGCCCAUUCCGUCUGUCGAACGAUCUAGAUGGGAAGCUCCGCCUGCAUAAUCGAACCAACUGCUUUUUUUCGUCUUGCAAAGUCGGAGUUUGGCAGUGGUUCAAAGCUGCUGUCCUCGACUAUAACGAGGGACAAGUCGAAGCUGCCAUAGGCUGUUGCGCCAGAUGUGUCUCACGUGCUUUACCCGCAUUGGAGAGUACCCCUGCUGCUAGCCCCAUUAAUCGACCUUCUGUUUGGCCAGUAGUCCUUUGGGUCGUAUUCCAAAUCCAGGCCAAUGGACAAAACACAAUCGAUGACUUUUUGGAACUUCUCUCUCCUCAGCUGAAUCGCCGCAGAGCCGUUUAUAACGGGGUGAGCUCGGACUCAGCGACAGCGGGCAUGUGGACAUGGGAUAUUCAAGAUGAAGGUUAUCUACGGAAUGCUCUCCUCCCAUUUUCGUCCCAUGGUUGGAUGGAAAAAUACCCGACAUCAUGGCGGAAAUACCUCGAGAUGCUUGAUGAGCAAGGUUGGGAUACCAUUGAGGCUGCCACAUUUCGCUCUUCUCGCGACCGACCGGCUGGUCUUGAUGCUCCCGCUGAAACUACAACACGCAUUGGCACACUUGCUUUAUGGGCGAGUUCCGCUUUUCAUUCUGCGCCGAAGUCUCCCAUUACCAUUACUCUCGAUUCUGCCGCUCUACUGGACUUGGCUCAAUUUCUUCCAAGCGACUCUCUCUCGAACGGCACCGGGUUCAUUCGCUUCCUCAUCGAAAAUCCUCGUCGGAAGCGCAAGAAAACCAAGUCUAUUCAGUACGAUAUGAAUUUGAGUACUGCAACAGUGGACUGGCACUUGCCACACGAAUGGCUGGCACACAAUCGAGAGCAACUACGGACAGCACUUGUCACUGACGUCGCUGAGGGGCUGUCGCUGUUAAGAUUGGUGGAGAGUGUGUACUGGGUGUGGCGGAUCCCCGCUGCGUUACCUCUGCGCUUCAUAAUGUCUGUUUAUGCCAAACUGGUUAAACAGGGUGAUGAAGACGCGUUGAAUCAGCUCAGAAUUUGUUUACAUGACUGGCAAAAUUGGGGGCCGCUUGCUUCUUUGGUCAACUUCAAGGUUGCCCUGUCGACGGUCAUCGGCCUUGCAAACGACAUCGAGCGCGAUGUUUUACCGACACGUCUUAUCAACGUGUUCAUCCAUACUGAUAUUCUCACAAACGGAGAGGAAGCCCAGAAACUUCUUGACCUCAUCCAAGAUUUACUCGACUACCCUCUGCUCCAUGAUCGUGUCCGGCCUGUCAUUCUGAAAGCCCUCCUCAAGUUAGCAUCACAGUCAAAGCUGCACCCGCGCUGCUUUGCUAUUUCGGAUCGCUUACAAUUGGAGGAGCACCCUGUUGCGGCGGGAUCGUUUGGUGAUGUGUGGAAGGGCGUGAUACACGGCAAGGCUGUUGCGGUCAAGAUCAUGAGAGUUUAUCUGGACCGCGAUGUCGAGGCAUUGCUUCAGGAAAUUUCUCAAGAGGGACUUAUCUGGCGCCAACUUUCACAUCCCAACCUGUUGCCCUUCUUUGGAGCGUAUCAUCUGGAGGGAACACUCGGCAGACUGUGUCUGGUCUCGCCUUGGAUGGAGAAUGGUGACAUCGCGCGGUAUCUCAAGACCGCGCCACCCACGGUGAACAAGCUGUCCCUUGUGCUUGAUGUGGCCCUUGGCCUUGAGCAUCUGCACUGUCUGAAACUCGUCCACGGUGACUUGAAAGCACUCAACAUCCUCAUCUCCCGUUCUGGCCGUGCAGUCCUUGGUGAUUUUGGUCUUUCCUCGGUCACCGACUCCAAGAUUUCUACCACGGGUUCUAUGCGGAAAACCGGAGGGACCGUUCGCUGGCAAGCACCGGAGCUGUUUCGAGGCAGUCCAAAUAGCUUCGCGUCGGAUGUGUACGCAUUUGCGUGUGUUUGCUACGAAAUCUUCACGGGCAACAUUCCGUUCUUCGAGUUGACCACGGACAUUGCUGUGAUGUUCCAAGUCAUCCAGGGCAACCGCCCCGAUCGCCCAAACACUAUUCCUGAUGCGUUGUGGAAACUGAUGGAGGAGUGCUGGGCCGCCAAUCCCUCAGACCGCCCCACGACGACCCAGUUGGUAUUUCGCCUUCGCGACAGUCCUAUAGGCGCGGUCCGGUCCGACCCGGCAAGGGACUGGGAUCCGUGGACAACCUCCAAAUUCAGGUCGUCGCUAGAAGAGCACACGUUGUUCUUGUCGUGCGGGGCAAUGGAGGACUGGCUUCAGUUUGUCCGGCGGGCUAAUUCGGGGGGUGCAAGUGCGAGGGAGGCGUUUCUUUCUGUGCGAAAUGCAAGUGCUGCUGCUCGCGUUGGUUGA